Copidosoma floridanum is the source of this 1230-nucleotide messenger RNA. RefSeq names its product metaxin-2. Lineage: Eukaryota; Metazoa; Arthropoda; Insecta; Hymenoptera; Encyrtidae. Gene Ontology annotation, biological process: mitochondrion organization. The record is from RefSeq and is a predicted model, not a curated record. Gene Ontology annotation, cellular component: cytoplasm; SAM complex.
AUGUUGGACGAAGAGCUAAAAAUAUUCAAAGAAUCGCAGAACAAGGCCAAACAAAGUCUACCUCUGAAAAGCCGAUUGUUGGACUCGCUGUACGAAAGCGAAAAAAAAUUUUCAGAGGAUGACUCGUUUGAAGAAAUCCGUCAUCUGGUGAUCUGCGGCGAAAAGUGCUUGGAUAUCCAUCCACAAGAGCCAUGGCCACAGCCCAUACACCUGUACCAGCCCUACGAGGUCGAGCAGAUUCUAUUACCUGACAAUGCCAAUUGCCUGGCCGUUCAGGCAUACCUGAAAAUGUGCAACCUUGAUUUUCAAAUAGAGCCCAGGUGGAAUGCCGAGUUCAUGUCGCCUUCGGCCAAAGUUCCUUUCAUCAAGUGCGGAGCGUUCGUCGUCUCUGAAUUCGAUAAUAUUGUCUCGUUUCUCAAUAGCAAAGGCACAAGUUUAUCUGAAAAUCUGUCACAGGAAGACAAGGUCAAUGUGAGGGCUUACAUGUCUUUGGUCAACAAUGUAUUAUACAAUGCGGAGUUGUACAUAUGCUGGUGUCACAGCGAAACUUACAAAAGUAUCACAAGGGAUCGACAUGGUAGUGUUUACCCAUGGCCCUUGAAUCACCUUCUCAAUUGGCAGAAGAAAAGUCAAAUUACUAAGAGAUUAAGUAUUCUGAAUUGGAUGGAUAAGUCAUUGGACAAGGUGUACGAGGAGGUUAACAAAUGCUGCGAAGCAUUAUCCGAGAGGCUAGGUGACAAAGAUUACUUCUUUGGAGACAACCCAAAUCAGUUGGAUGCCUUGGUGUUCUCACAUGUCCAUGUCCUGACAACGUCAACCCUCCCAUCACCACCUGUUCAAGACAUAGCGACAAUUAUCCGCAGAUAUCCACGCCUCAUAGAUCAUGCCUAUUCCAUAAAUAAACGUUAUUUUGAUCGCACACCUGACCUAAGCACUGAUAGUUUUGAGUUACUGAGUAUUUCGUCUGAUGAAUCCAUCAUAAAGCCUAAUGAAUUGGAUGCCUUAGUAUUUGGACACAUAUUUAGCAUAAUAACGACGCCACUCAAUGGCACCCACCUGGCUAACAUUGUAUCCAAACAUACGACUCUCAACAAACAUUGCAGAAAUAUUGAGGAUAGGAUCAACGAAUGUACAAAUUUGAAAUUCAUUUCGAGAAUUUCGCAAAAUUUUUAUACUGUGGUUCACUUGCAAUUCCAUGAUAUUUAUGCAUACGCGGUUAUAAGUUCAUAA